UUUAAAGUGCAUCGCCUUUGUGUACGGAAUGGCUAGUACAAGUAGGAUGCUUCGUAUUUUCGGUCGUAGGUUAAUUGAGGCAAAUAACACUGUUAAACCAAUACAGAAUAUAUUUUUUCAAAAGCCCAAAACGAACAAUGUAGGUACAAAAUGUUUUGUAAACAGCAAGCUGCUACAUUCACAAAACAGGCAGGAGGAAGCUGGAGGUAAACUACAGUAUAAAACAAAAUCAAAAUGGCUUCAGUUUGGAAAACUGGGAUUGCUGGUGGUAGCAUCUACUACAGCAGCAGCGGGCUUCACUUACUUGACUUUAUUGAAGGAUGUCAAAGCAGGUUUUCCAGAAGAAGAAAGUUUGGUUUACCAUCAAGCAACUGAAGAAGUAGACCUAGAAGAUAACUUGUUGAUAAACGAGAAGGUAAAAGUCUUUACAAAAGAUGAACUGAAAGCAUUUUGUGAAAAAAAUUUUGACAAGCUGAAUUUGUAUGCUGUUUCUGAAAAAGACAUGGAGGACAAUAAAGUUUCCUUGCGUGAAGUUUCUGAUGAUGAGUAUAAGAAAUUAAUGAAUGAGAAUCUUGAUUCUUCCUUCAAAAAAGGUAAAGAAAAAUUACAAUUACUUGAAGUUGCCUAA
Messenger RNA from Physella acuta, 628 nucleotides. RefSeq lists its product as uncharacterized. The record is from RefSeq and is a predicted model, not a curated record. NCBI's taxonomy places the organism in Eukaryota, Metazoa, Mollusca, Gastropoda, Physidae.